Messenger RNA from Hemibagrus wyckioides, 2974 nucleotides. RefSeq names its product LEM domain containing 3 (gene lemd3). The transcript has 13 exons. The record is from RefSeq and is a predicted model, not a curated record. Gene Ontology annotation, cellular component: nuclear inner membrane. Gene Ontology annotation, molecular function: chromatin DNA binding. The coding region runs from base 1 to 2601 and encodes 866 amino acids. Gene Ontology annotation, biological process: nuclear envelope organization; negative regulation of BMP signaling pathway. NCBI's taxonomy places the organism in Eukaryota, Metazoa, Chordata, Actinopteri, Siluriformes, Bagridae.
AUGGCGUCCGUGCAGCUAACGGACGAGGAGCUUUUCUCUGAGUUAAAACGCCUCGGUUUCACUCCGGGUCCCUUAACAGAAAACACGCGACCCGUGUACUUAAAAAAGCUCAAAAAGCUCCGCGAGGAGCAACAACAGCGGUCCAGGGGCGGGAAAGGGAGAAACGGCAGCAGCGUCAACAACAGCAGCAGUAGCAGUAGCACGAGCGGCGGCGGUGGCGGUAAUAACGGCCACACAGCGACGGGAGCCUCGGCGUUUCGUUCUCGGCCGGCGGCCAGUGACGUGACGCGGAUGAACUCGACUCGGAGCCCAGGCACUCGGCCGCUUUUGAACGAAAAGCGAGCAGAUAGGAGUGGAAAAUUCGUCUUGGGUUUUAGCUCAGACGAGUCAGACGUGGAGGCGCCGCAGAAAAAGGGAGGCCUGAACCACAGCGUCAGCAGGAGAGACCGAGGCUCGGUGCUGCACUCCAUAAGGCCUACACAAGAGACACCCACCGCCGGCGCACGCAGAAGUACCGGUCUCGGGUUAAACAGUAGCACCAAAUCUCAUCUCGGGCUUUCAGAGAGCAGAAGAAGCACCCUGGGGUCCUCAUGGCUGACAGACCUGGGGAAAUCAAGUUUCGGGGACUCGCACCGCGAUGUGGCGGACGAUAAGGAUGACGGCGAACCGGAGGACAUGAACAACCUCGAAAAGGAGACCGAGAGGACCGGGAGGACUCUGAACGGUAGUAAGGGGUCUUAUAGCAACAAACUUUCCGGGGAUUAUUCUGAUUCAGACGAAGAGGAAGAUGAGGAGGAGGAACGGGAACGCAGACGGGAGCGCCGUCUACCUACCAGACAGUUUGUGUCGAAGUUCACGUCCACUCCGUACAAAAGCGUCUGGGAGUCGGAGGGCGUGCGGGAAAAGGUGACACACGACACCAAGUCCGGCGGUCUAGGCACAGCGAUUGAGUGUGGGGAGGACGACGGAGAAACAAGCGAGUUGACCGGGAGCUAUCUGAAAAAUUCCCGCUUCUCCGGUGUAAACGGAGAGGAGAGCAGCAGCAAGAACGGCGCGGAGGCCGCGGCAAGCAGCGGGGUCCUCAACUUUGAACUCAGACCCCGGUUUUCCACCUACAACAACCUGGCCUCCACUUACGCCUCCAACCACUCGAACCACACCGUCUCCAAUCAUAACAGCCACAAAAGGAAGGCCACGGGGCAAGAAGAUGAGCUGCUUGAGCAGUUUAAACGGGACGAGGUGUCCGCCACCGGCGGCGUCAGCGCACACUACCUGUCCAUGUUCCUCCUGACCGCCGCCUGCCUCUUCUUCGUGGUGCUCGGCUUCGUGUACCUGCGCAUGCGGGGCUCCGGGGCCACAGACGCAGUUACUGGCAGAAGCCAUCCAUUUGGUGCAGACUUCGAUAAAACAUAUACCUGCACAGAGAAAGACACCAUUCUCAGUCUUCUGCUCCAUCUGCACGAACAUCUGGCCUAUACUGCAGGUGAAUAUGACUGCAAAGAUCUCAACGAGCCAUUAAACAGAAGUGUCUCCUUCUCUGAGGCCACCAAGUAUCUGAUGAUGCAAAAUAAAAGCUAUGAGGCUUGGAUAGACGUAGCCAUGGAGUGGCUCAUUAGAGCUGGAGAUAUUUCUGGUAUAAGGUUGAUUACAGAUGACCCUAUGCAACUAGUGGAGUACGUUUCUGACAUCACUCGUCUGGAAUCCACUCACCCUCGCAUGUCCUUCUUUUGCCGUUUUCGACGAGCCUUCUUCACUGUGAUCUACAGAGUGCUCCUCCUCAUUGCUGGAUUCAGCAUUGUUUAUGGCGUACUGCGUUACAUGAAAUACCGAUGGAGGAGGGAGGAGGAGGAGACCAGGCAGAUGUUUGAGAUGGUGGAGAGAAUCAUAGAUGUCUUUAAGAGCCAUAACGAGGCAUGUCAGGAGAAUAAGGACCUGCAGCCGUAUCUGCCCAUUCUUCAUUUGCGGGACUCUCUCGUUCAGCCUCAGGACAGGAAGAAGAUGAAGAAAGUGUGGGAUAGAGCUGUGGCUUUCCUCUCUGCAAGCGAGUCUCGCAUUCGGACAGAAACGCAGAGGAUUGAGGGAGCUGAUUUGCAAGUGUGGCGGUGGUUACAGCCUUCUGUGUCAUGUGACAAUGUGUGCAAUUUGUCUUCCAAACAAUGGCAGGGAAAAGCAUUUCCAUUGGAUCGAAGGAAUUCACCACCAAACAGUUUAACGCCAUGCCUGAAAAUUCGCAACAUGUUUGACCCAGUAAUGGAGGUGGGGGAGAACUGGCAUCUGGCCAUUCAAGAAGCCAUUUUGGAGAAAUGCAGCGAUAAUGAUGGGAUCGUCCACAUUGCUGUUGAUAAGAAUUCACGAGAGGGCUGCGUUUAUGUGAAGUGCCUUUCAGCUGAGCACUCUGGGAAAGCUUUCAAGGCACUGCAUGGCUCUUGGUUUGAUGGAAAACUGGUGACUGUUAAGUACCUACGUCUUGACCGCUACCACCAGCGUUUCCCGCAGGCCUUGGGCUGUAACACACCCCUGAAACCAUCCAGUUCCACCAUGAACACCAUGGCCCGGCUACACCAGCGCUCCAACACAUACAGCUUUCUCAGCUUCUCCUGAGCCCCAACCAUGUCCUCUUAUGCUUGCUCUCCCUUUUUUUCUUCUCCUUCUCCCUAAUGAGAGUCCUUCCCUCUCCUGGGUCCUUCCCUGCAGUUGGAGCCAUGCUCAGGAGCUUUUUCCUCAUUGAAGGCAUGGUGGUCUUUUGUAAGCAGGUCUAAAAUGACUGUUUGCUUCAGCCCUGUCAGCUUAUUUGUCUAGGAGAUGGAGCUGAAGAGGAGAGCAGUGCACAGUGAACAUGUUGGGAGUUGUCAGAGCUUUGCUUAGGACAGCUAGUCACGCAUAUCCCUCCUCUCAAACUUUGGUGCAAUGGACACAGUUAUCUAUAUUAUGCUUUUUUGUUUCUUUUUUUUUCCUUUUCUUUUUUCUUUUUUUU